Molecule: messenger RNA, 308 nt
Organism: Paramecium octaurelia
Lineage: Eukaryota; Ciliophora; Oligohymenophorea; Peniculida; Parameciidae
Source: the annotation of a GenBank genome assembly
AAUGAAUAUGCUUUAUUUGAAAUUAGAUGGUUUUGUAGUUUGGCAAUAAUUGUUUACCUCUACUGAUGGUUAUUAUUGGAAGAUUUGCGGAAGUUCAUUAUAUGAAGAAAGAGCAUUAUUUAUUGGAAUUGAAUUAAAUUUAAAUCAUUCGAACACUCUAUUAGAGAUCAUUUGUACGACCGAUCUAAAUGAACCAAUGUAUGGAAUUAUUGAAAAUUGUAAAUUAAUCAAUUUGUUAAAAACAAUCAAGACUUUUUGCUAUGAAUAAUUUUCAUGAAAAUUGAAUUUAUAAUCAAAUAAAAGAAUUA